Messenger RNA from Tetrahymena thermophila SB210, 1722 nucleotides. RefSeq lists its product as hypothetical. The record is from RefSeq and is a predicted model, not a curated record. NCBI's taxonomy places the organism in Eukaryota, Ciliophora, Oligohymenophorea, Hymenostomatida, Tetrahymenidae. The transcript has a single exon.
AUAAUAAUUAAUUAAUUAAUUAAAAAAGAAAAUAAUAAAAAAAAAAAUUUAAGUAAAAUGAAUAUUUUAAAGUUACUAAUAGUUUUGCUUUUAAUAAGCUAAAUAGUUGCUUUAGGUGCUAUUGUUACCUGCUAAGGUAGUGGAUGCUCUCCUUCAAGUUGCACAACCCUUCCUACUGCCACUCCUGCUUUGAGUUGGGUACCUGCUGGUUAAGCUACUGGAUAAUGUGCAAUUAACUCUUGUCCUGCAUCCGGUGCUACAAUUUCAGGUACUACUGAUCUCUACUGUAAAUCUUGUCCUGGUACUCCUAACAAUGGUUUUCAAGCUGUCUUUGCUAACACUUCAGGAAAUGCUUGUGUUGCUGCAACUGCAACUUGUAGUUCUAAUAGAGCUGCUAAUACAUGGAAUAACGAUGAUUGCCUUGCCUGUAAUGGUAAUACAUCUCAAUAUGCAAAGGCUGAUAAUUCUGGUUGUUAAGCAAAUCCUGUUGGUGCUUUUGUUCCCUGCUAAGGUAGUGGAUGCUCUCCUUCAAGUUGCAUAACCCUUCCUACUGCCACUCCUGCUUUGAGUUGGAUACCUAGUUAAUUUUAAACUGGAAUAUGUGCAAUUAGCUCUUGUCCUGCAUCUGGUGCUACAAUUUCUGGUGCUACUGAUCUCUACUGUCUAUCUUGCCCUGGUACUCCUAACGGUUGGGUUCGAGCUUACUAUGCUAACACUUCAGGAAAUGCUUGUGUGGCUGCAACUGCAACUUGUGGUUCUAAUAGAGCUGCUAAUACAUGGAUAGAUGCCGAUUGCCUUGCCUGUAAUGGUAAUACAUCUCAAUAUGCAAAUGCUGAUAAAUCUGGUUGUUAAGCAACUCCUGUUGGUGCUAUUGUUACCUGCUAAGGUAGUGGAUGCUCUCCUUCAAGUUGCACAACCCUUCCUACUGCCACUCCUGCUUUGAGUUGGGUACCUGCUGGUUAAGCUACUGGAUAAUGUGCAAUUAACGCUUGUCCUGCAUCUAGUGCUACAAUUUCAGAUGCUACUGAUCUCUACUGUAAAUCUUGUCCUGGUACUCCUAAUGGUAGUGUUCAAGCUGUCUUUGCUAACACUUCAGGAAAUGCUUGUGUUGCUGCAACUGCAACUUGUGGUACUAAUAGAACUGCUAAUACAUGGAAUAACGCAGAUUGCCUUGCCUGUAAUGGUAAUACUUCUUAAUAUGCAAAGGCUGAUAAAUCUGGUUGUUAAGCUACUCCUGUUGGUGCUGAUGUUAGCUGCACUGGUACUGGAUGCGCUACUCCUGCAAAUUGCCCAGCCCCUCCUACUGCCACUCCUACUUUGAGUUGGGUGACUGGCACAGGCACUGGAAAAUGUGCAAUUAACGCUUGUCUUGCAUCUGGUGCUACAAUUUCAGGUGCUACUGAUCUCUACUGUCUAUCUUGUCCUGGUACUCCUAACGGCAGUGUUCAAGCUGUCUUUGCUAACGCUUCAGGAAACGCUUGUGUUGCUUCAACUGGAACUUGUGCUUCUAGAACUGCUAACACAUGGACAAAUGCAGACUGCUUAGCUUGCAAUGGUAAUACUAAUUAAUAUGCUAAAUCAGAUAAAUCUGGUUGCUAAUCAACAGCUCCUUCUUCUUCUUCUUCUUAAUCCUAAUCUUAAUCCUAAUCUUAAUCUUAAUUUUAUUCAAACUCAAGGAUAAUUUUGAGCUCAGUUUUAUUUUUAAUUACACUCCUUUUCUGA